Toxotes jaculatrix (banded archerfish) is the source of this 1424-nucleotide messenger RNA. RefSeq names its product UV excision repair protein RAD23 homolog A-like. Gene Ontology annotation, molecular function: ubiquitin binding; polyubiquitin modification-dependent protein binding; proteasome binding. Gene Ontology annotation, biological process: nucleotide-excision repair; proteasome-mediated ubiquitin-dependent protein catabolic process. The record is from RefSeq and is a predicted model, not a curated record. NCBI's taxonomy places the organism in Eukaryota, Metazoa, Chordata, Actinopteri, Toxotidae. Gene Ontology annotation, cellular component: cytosol; nucleoplasm.
CACCAACUUGUCACCAAAGAUGGCGAUUUGCUGAGUGCUCAUGGAUACACACAUUUAUCGGCUAGUUGCUAUCUCACCCGAAACGCCAACUUUAAAAACACGUUAACUGCUUAGCGAGCAACUCUUUCUUCCUUUGAAGCACAUCUGACACAACGUCAGUCACCGCUAUCAUGCAGAUCACGCUUAAAACACUGCAACAGCAGACUAUUCAAAUUGAGAUAGACCCCGAACAAACGGUGAAGGCUUUGAAAGAGAAGAUAGAAGCAGAGCGAGGCAAAGACAACUUUCCUGUAUCUGGGCAGAAGCUGAUAUACGCUGGAAAAAUCCUGCAAGAUGACACACCUAUUAAGGACUACAAAAUUGAUGAGAAGAAUUUUGUUGUAGUCAUGGUGUCCAAGGCUAAGCCUGCAGCUGCCGCCUCACCCCCAGUCUCAGAAGCACCCAAGCCCCCUGCACAGGACUCUGGCUCCACGUCAACAGCUGUCCCGGCCACAACCCCAACCUCAGCCCCAGCCCCAGCCCCAGCCCCAACUCCAGCAGCUGUUGCCAUUCCCCCGGAGGAGGCCAAAGAGGAGCCAAGUGCUGCAGCCACAGAACCACAACAACCAGCCAGUUCCAGUGGUGGUCAGGGCUUGGAUGCCUCCUCAGCACUGGUGACCGGGGCAGAGUACGAGGCAAUGCUGACGGAGAUCAUGUCUAUGGGCUACGAAAGAGAGAGAGUGGUGGCUGCGCUAAGGGCCAGUUUCAACAACCCCCACAGAGCUGUAGAAUACCUUCUCACUGGGAUCCCGAGCAGCCCAGUCCAGGAGAGCAAUCCACCAGCGCAGGCCCCCGCAUCUGGACCCACAGAAGCACCAUCUCUAGGAGAGGGAGAUAACCCACUUGCAUUCCUGCGGACCCAGCCCCAGUUUCUGCACAUGAGACAGGCCAUCCAGCAGAACCCCGCUCUGCUACCAGCUCUUCUCCAGCAGCUAGGCAGGGAGAACCCUCAGCUUCUACAGCAAAUCAGUCAGCAUCAGGAGCUAUUUAUCCAGAUGUUGAACGAGCCAGUGGGGGAGGGGGGUGAGGCGCCAGAGGUUGGAGAGAUGGGGGCAGCAGGGGAUGAGGGCGCACCUGUCAACUAUAUCCAGGUUACACCUCAGGAGAAGGAAGCCAUCGAAAGGUUAAAAGCGCUGGGUUUCCCUGAGGCUCUGGUGAUCCAGGCCUACUUUGCCUGCGAGAAGAACGAGAACCUGGCAGCCAACUUUCUCCUCAACCAGGGACUGGAGGAUGACUGAACACAGAUCACUGCCUUCCUGCUCCUCCCUCCGACCCUUCCCCUCUUCGGCUCAGCAUAAAGACUGCACCCCCAAUUUUACUGUACAGCUACCAACCUCAGCUCAACCCAACAAGGAGGGGAGGAGAGGGGAGAGCCAGCAGGGGGG